Messenger RNA from Peniophora sp. CBMAI 1063, 1206 nucleotides. The record is from the annotation of a GenBank genome assembly. NCBI's taxonomy places the organism in Eukaryota, Fungi, Basidiomycota, Agaricomycetes, Russulales, Peniophoraceae.
AUGACCCUGUUUACUGCACCGACAUCUUCUCUACCGCCCAUCGGGCGCCUAGCUUCAUAUUCGCUCGAGCAAAUCACAGACGCGCUUGCGAACCUUCGCGGACUGUACUUUCCGCCCAAAUCUACACUUCCGAUAGCCGCCGUCAAGCCUGUCAAGUUGGCGCGGAAUCAUCUGCUUCACGACAAUUCUGUACCGGACUCCGGUUACGCAUCGGCGGAAGAGGAUGACGAAGAUCAGGAGCAGGAGCAGAACGCGGACGAAGAAGCCCUCGAACUUCUUCGUGCGGACGAGUUCGAGCGCUCGUUCGCGGUCAGGUGGCUAACGGGCCUUACAUCGCGUGCCGAUGUCUUCCUUUACCCACCCACGCCUUUGACCGACGAGGAAGAGGAGCAACGCUCUGCUGUGCUUGAUGAUGCCGCGGCUCUGCUCGGCGCCUUCGUGGGCACAGAAUCGGAAGACUCCGACGACGAGGGAUUCGCCCGCAAGUUUACGUGGACUUCACCAGACGGGCCUGUGUCUGUGGUCCUGACAGAUGCACCCAUCCAAAGCGGCGACCACACCUCCGUCGGUCUACAAAGCUGGGCCAGCUCAAUCAUCUUCGGCGAGAGGCUUUGCGCGACACCAGCCGCCUACGGGCUUGGCUCACCCACGCGGGUGCUCGAGCUUGGAGCAGGCACGGGCUUGCUCGCUCUCACCGUCGCCCACCUCUUCGCGCGACAUGAAGCGAAAGAUCGAGGCACCAUCGUCGCGACCGACUUCCAUCCCGGUGUUCUUGCCAAUCUGGAACGCAACGUCGCUGCAAACUUCCCUUCGGCGCCGGAGAAUACGGUGGCGGUGCGCAAGCUCGAUUGGUCCGCACCAGAUUGGAGUCUCGCACCGCUGGACCAGCCGUUCGACGUGCUACUCGCAGCAGACGUCGUAUACGAUCCGGCCCAUGCGGGAUGGAUCCGAGGCUGCGUUGCGAAGGCGCUUGCCCCGCAGGGUGUAUUUUGGAUGAUCCUGGCACGACGUGGCUCUGCUGGAAGGCACGCCGGAUUGGUCGAAGCCGUCGGGAACGUCUUCCCGGCUGUUGACGACGUCUUGCCUACGGUGGAGCCGGCUCUAGCUGUGCUGAUGCAGGAGGACAUCGGGCGCGUUCGAGGUUGUGGGCGGGCGGACGAGGAUUCGUAUAGGCUGUACAAAAUUGGUUGGGUCACCAAGGCGUAG